Messenger RNA from Mycena indigotica, 1557 nucleotides. Its product is annotated as F-box domain-containing protein. The record is from RefSeq and is a predicted model, not a curated record. NCBI's taxonomy places the organism in Eukaryota, Fungi, Basidiomycota, Agaricomycetes, Agaricales, Mycenaceae. The transcript is spliced from 3 exons. The coding region runs from base 10 to 1557 and encodes 515 amino acids.
UCUUCCAUCAUGGCCCUGAGUGUGACCCCUCCAGAACUCUGGCUUGAAGUCCUCAAAACCCUCCCACGGGCCGAUCUCAUCACCACCUAUGCAACCAACCGCGCGCUUUCCCGCCUGACGCGGCCUCUGCUCUUCGCCGACCUUAGCCUGCCGGCGUACGGGACUGACGGACACCCAGCGAAUGAGCUGUUUCUACCUCCAGACGAGGAGGUGCAAUAUCUGCGCGGGAAACUGGGGUUCUGGACGUCACCUGCGGUGGCCCCGCUUGUCCGCACCUGCCGCGUGUUUACUUGGCGCGCGGCCGAUAAGGAAGAAGACGAACUUGGCUAUGCGGAGGAUGACGACGAGACAUUGGAGCUGCUUAACCUGCUGCUGGACAGCCUUCAUGUCUUUACCAACCUCUGGCAGCUUUCGUUCGAGGGGGUAGUACUGCAUACCCCUGCACUUGUCAAAAUUGCCGCUACCCCUGCCCUCCGCCAGCUGACACUUCGAGACUUAUCGCCCUAUGGUGACACGAAAGACUUUGUCCCCACGGCGCCUCUCCCCCCAUUGACGCACUUCGCCUACCUUGAAGGAGAGGACUACGACGAGGACCUUCUUGCUGGCUGGAGGCACUUUCUGGAUCCCGCCCAUCUGGUGUCCCUCAGGCUCGAAUGCGACCUCCGUGCAUUUACCGACAGCCCAACGGUAGUACCGAUUUAUCCUCGGGUCACAUUCCUCGACUUGCUUCCGCCAAAUGAGACCGUGUCUACGUCGGCAGUCGUAAAGCUGCUUCUCAAGUUCCCCAACGUGGUAUAUCUGGCCCUGCCGCGCCAGUUCGACGGACUAGGAGAUGACGACAAGGAUGCCCUAAGGGAUGGGAUCACGCAGCGUCUUGCGCGGGUCACGCAGCUCUCACUACCGCUAGGAAUCACUGCCGCCAUAGUCCCACUGGCUAAACAACUCACAACUCUGUCUCUCAACCUGUCGACGACGACGGUGGAUUUGGCGUCCGCAUUGACCGGACAUGUCUUCGAAGGAAUAAUGACACUUUCCCUAGAUAUCGCGGAGGAGGAGCCUGAUGCUCAUGUGCUCUUACCGGCAAUUGCUGCGACCUUCCCCGCCCUCGCCCGCCUCCGCAUCGAUAUUUCCGCUGUAGUGAUUCCCGAACAGAAAACGCGUGCUACUGUGGCGACCAACUUCCUCACGGUGCUCGCAACGCCGGCGCUGCUUCCUCCGCGCACCACCACCCUCGUCCUCUCCUGGCAGAUCGACAUUAAGGGCAGGCGCUGGUGGGAUCCGGUCGAAUACGCGACCCAUGUGAAGAUUGACUUCCGCGCUGCGCUGGAUGCUAUCCUCUCCGCCUACCCGCGCCUGCACCAUUUUUGGUUCCAUGGCGCUUCGUUCUUUGUCAGCACUAGGCGUACAGCGGACGGGGAGGUGCUUCGGCAGCAGUCCGUGGAACUUGAUGCGCGUGAAUCACUAGAUGCGGAUACAGGGCCCGAGACCGCGCGGAUCGAAGUGGAAAGGAUGAAGGCGGAGGCUACCAAGUUCUGGGAGGAGAAUCGAUGUGCUUGA